Molecule: messenger RNA, 6153 nt
Organism: Perkinsus marinus ATCC 50983
Lineage: Eukaryota; Perkinsozoa; Perkinsida; Perkinsidae
Exons: 13
Coding region: 1-6153 (2050 amino acids)
Biological process (GO): positive regulation of DNA-templated transcription
Cellular component (GO): Set1C/COMPASS complex
Source: RefSeq, a predicted model, not a curated record
AUGGAUACGAGUCCUAGUAGAGAAAGCGAUGUUGGGUUGCACGCGAGUCCGUCGUCGAUAGCUUCUAAUCGAGAGUCUGCAGGGGAGGAAACCGUGUCGCUACAUUUAUUGGCGAUCUCGGUAGGACAGAAGGUGAAGGAGAUUGCGAACACGGUGAAAGUGCGGAGUAGUGCUCUCGAUGAAGUAACGGCACUGUUGUUGAGCUAUGAGGAAUGCCCUUUGGCGGAGGGUUCAGAAGCGCUUGAACGAUUCGUUGGAGCAGCAUUGGAGGAGGUUAAGGAGGAAGUGUUGGAGCUUGUGGGACCGGAGACUGAGUUCGAUGAAGUUGAAAGUGCGAUCUAUGAGCAAUAUGAGAAUUUAAAGUCCUAUUUGGUCUUGGAGUUGAGGGCACAAUCUCGAGGUUCAGGGGAAGCCAGGGCCAUCCGUCCGGCUAAGAAGGCAGUACGUGGUCAACUGUGGGCUAGUUCUUAUUCGCCUUUUGCUCUUAACCUUCCAGAACCGUUCCUGGAAAGAAUUGCUCAGCGACGAUGCGAUAUUAUCAGAAUGGGGACGGGAGAGGCCGAGGCACUACGUGAGCAAGUACGAGGUGGCGAGAGCCGAUUGACGACAGACCGACAAGCCCACACUGAUGAACCCAGAACAGGAUCGACGGUGAUAGCGGAUAAGUCUGAAGCCAAGGACAGUGAUGAGAGGAUGGGUGAGGCUGUCACAAAGGGAAGAUAUAUUCCAACUGGCAAUCCCAUUGACAUCUCGAGGGGAGAUGUAUCCUGGGAUUCGCCUGGGAAGUCAGAGGAGAAAGUUACCGAUGUCUUACAAGGCCGAGAGCUGCUCAGAGAAGGAGAGAGGGAGAAAAUCCGUAAGGCCGCUGAGGCGGGUCGUGCUCCUCCGGGUGGACCGUAUAAGAUCACGGGAACGACUCCACUGUCUCUGUUCAAGACCCAUGUGUCAGUAGUGUCAUCAAGUCGGGGGUGGAGCAAAGUUCAUGAGUAUUAUUACCUCGCUCACCACAUUGAAGCUCGGCUGUGGAUCGACGUCGUCACUGCGAAUCAGAAGUUGUUAAAGGACCCCUUGCGCCGAGAGAGUUAUGCCGAAGCCGUUGCCGAUAUUUGGCGAGCUUUAGAGAGAAGAGCUGGGAAGAAUCGUGAGAGUGAGAUCCUCCAGUCCGAGGGUCUGUCGAUGAGGCAGAAGAAGGGAGAAAGUAUUGAGAUGUCAGUGCGCUGGAAUCGUCCAGAGGGAUUCUCACUGGAUUACGAUGUGCAGGUUGGGAAGAACGAUGAUCUCCCCACUCUUUCAUUUGAAUGGGGUGGUGAGAAGAUGACAAUGCUACUCGACAGCGGGUCAGCAGCUUCGUUGAUCGAUCGUGAAAACUCGGAGCGUAUGAUUGAGAGAGGAGCCGCAGUAAAGAUCAGGGGCCAGUCGUCAGUGUCCAUCCGUUAUGCAGAUGCUAGGGUGGAACCGUCCUGUGGCGAGAUCCUCGCCAACGUAUGCAUUGAUGGCAAGCCUGCCUACCUUCCUUUCCUCAUCGUGGAGAAGCUGGCACAACCACUGAUAGGGCGGCGUGGUCUACGACUUCUAGGAGCUACUCUUGACUUUCCCCAAGACAGCAAGGAGGAGCGAAUAGCUCUUCAGAAGAUGUUUGAGAGUAGAUCUACUGAUGCCAUGGCUGCUGAUAUCGAUCUCUCAACUGCUAUCAUCGACUGUUACUCUACCAAUGAGGAGAUGUUCAUUGCCGACGACGGUGACCUACAGGCUGUGGAAAGUGGUCUGCAACGACCGUCGUCGAAAUCGUCGGCAGCAUCUGAAGCAGGAGAUGUGCUGGAUCGUCGAGUUGAUGAGGUGUUGGCUCGAGCAUCAGCUGAGCUACACAAGAACGGGAAGGAUUAUAAGGGUCGAGAGAAGGAACUCCUCCGAACCUUAUUCGCCAGAGUGAGCGAGUUGGGCGGUAUAACGAUCUCUGAUGGGUACGAGUUGUCUCUGAAGAGAGAGCGUGAGGCAUCUGGCAAGCCAGAAUUUUCCUUUGUGGUCAAGUGGACGACGAAAACUUCUUCGUCAGAUGGUUCGUCCAAAGUUCCGAGAGGUUGGUGUAGUAACUCUAUGAUACAGAAGCUCGACGAGGAUGAGCGAUCUGAGUUCAAUCAGCAUUGCUCUGUGUAUACUGAGAGGGGUUGGUGGGAGAAGGUCGAGGAAGACGAGUCUGAACUUCGUAGGAUACGUCGUUCCCAUUUAACCGGGACGAUCUUUCCAGUGAAGCAGAAGUUGACGAAGUCUACUCGUAUCCGGCCCGUAGCGGAUAUGAGAGGGGCCAAUUUUUACUCACCAGCAGUGUCUGCAGUUCAACCAACGGUGUUGAAGGCAGGGCAAGUUUUGAGAGGGGUGCUCCGAAAAGGAGUGCAGAUACGACAAUACGACCUCGAGAAAGCUUUCUAUUCUAUCGGUAUCGAGGUCAUCGACGUGGUUACUGGUGAACAUACUCCAGUCUACCUAUCGGUCGGUAAGGAGUUGUUUGAGUGUUCUAAGCUAGCCUUUGGGCUGGCGGUAGGUCCGCAUGCGUUGAACUGUACUCAACGUAUCAUUCGCAAAGUCGUUCGCUGCGCUUACGACGUAUUGCAAGGUGCUCAAUGUCACGAUGUCUACCCUACCAUUGUUGUUGUCAUGGACGACUUCGUAGUAGCCGGUGAGGCUCCUGUGCUUGAUGUCGUCGAACAGUUGCUUUUGCUGGGUUGGGACCUGUGCGGUUUCAAUUGCCCUGAUGCGAAGCGUGAGAGAUGGUCGAAUGGCCAAGGUACCCGUUGGCUCGGGAAUCUUUGGUGCUGGGACGAUGAGCACGAGAAGUUAUCUGUUAAGCGCUGUGAAGCUCCGGUGGUCCCGGAGGCUGAGAUGUUGAGUAAGCGUAUCGUGUUCCAGUUGGCCGGGAAGAUCGGCUCGGUAACGGGAGGCGCUUAUGAAGCUUUGGCGAGAUGUCAUGCUGAUGCAGCACGAGUCGCUGCUGGUCGGGCCGGUUCCUGGGACGAUCAGGAUCAGCCCUGGGCGAAAGAAGCGGAGUUGCGAGUCAGGAAGCGUAACGAUCUUCUUCAGAUCUAUGAAGAGGAAUGGCUCCAAUGUCGCAACCGAGUGGCUAUGUCUAAGAAGUUAAGCUCUUCGACUGAACGACUAUCGCCUGGUGACAAGGCUGUUCUUUUCAAUCCGGGUAAGGUCGGUGGAUCCCGAGAGUCCAAGCUCUCUGGUUGUGCGUCCGGGCCUUACUAUGUGCUCGAGGCUGUUGGGGAUCAAUGCUAUCAUCUAAGUUUAACUUCUACUGGUCAAGGACGCAGUGCAGUAUUCCAUGCAAGUCGCUUGCGGAAAUACGAUGGUCCUGCGAAUCCGGAGUCCAAUGUCUGUCCACUCUGCCAAGAUCUUCGUGAUGAUAUGGUUAUGGUUGCCUGCGAUGGCUGUAAUCAAUGGUUCCAUAUUUCCUGUCUUGGUUUGAGCGAGGACUCAGAUGCGAUUUUGGCGGAUGAAUGGUUUUGCCAAGAUUGUUUGGCAAAAAGGGGGCGAAUAAUACUGAAGACAACAUUGGCGUCCCGAAGGCCACAACAUCACCAUUGGGAGGACUCCUUCGAUGAGGUUCAGGCCCAGCAUACUACUGGUCCAGAUAUGGAUGCCGCACCGCUAUUGAGGAAUUCAUCGUCGAUAGUAAGGGAGGAUUCAGGGAGGAAGCUCAAGCGGUUGGAGCAUUUUGAACGGGCUGAUACGGCAACAGCGAUUCUAAAGAAGACUAAAUACCAGGUAGGAAGAAGUGUACAGACCUACGAUGAGAAGGAGAGAGCUGGGGUGCAGCGGGCUAUUGAUGCUGAGAAACGGAAGAGCAGGUAUUCAGUGACGAGAGAACAUAUACUAGAUAACCGUAUGUACGUCAUGGACGAGGAUGCAAUAUCACUAGCCAAACAGUCUAUUGAUAAAGUUGUCGAGAAUGAACGGUCGAGGAAGGUGCGUCUGAAACUCAAACAGCAGGAGGCUACUGCGGCCGUGGCAGCUCCAAUAGGGGAGGACACUCAGGAGAGCAAUUCUAAGCCUGUCAGCGAGGAGCAUGAUACUGUCCAUACUCAACCAAAUAGCGUCGAUCAAAAGCCCAUACCCCUGGAGGUGCCCAUACCAGAUAGGCUCCAGGAUGACUUACACACAUCCCCCUCCCGACAAGCAUUCCAAUUCCGUAGAGCUAACUUUCCUGAGAAGGGCUUUGGUGAGCUCCUCAAGCUUCUCACUGAUGAGGUUAGUGCGUUAACCCCUAAGGAGGUAGCACGUACUCUGUUGGGGAUGAGCCAAGUACGGCCAUUAACAACGGACAUCCUCCUCACCCAGCUCGUGGGUGCAUUGCUAUCUCGAGCAGCGCUGGAGGAUACCGUAGGGCUUCAAGAAGCGCUCACCGGCUCGUCUGCAUGUGUAGCCUUAUGUGCGGUGAGUAAGCUGAUUAAUGGUGUAUCGGGCCGCCGGCCGCCGAGUGGAUGGUUGGACCUCCAUGACACAGUGGAGUCGUUAGCAGGUCGGCUUGUAGUCGGCAAUGGCCUCAGCAAUAAGGAGAUAUGUGUAGCUCUAUCGGGUAUGGCCACUUCUGGUGUCUUACAUCGUCCUUCUACUGCCAUCAUGCUUGAUGACCUCCUCAGCCGUGUUGACACUCUACAGCCUACUCAGCUGGUUGGUGUCUUAUGGUCAUUAUCCAAACUCAAUGUGAAGUUGAAUGGUGAUAUCGUGAAGACUAAGAUACGCCGUGCCUUGGGUGACCUGGCCCAGCUGCCCCCUAGGGAGGUAGCAUCACUGUUACACAGUACAGCGCGGUGUGUCAAGGAUAAGGCUGUGUCGAGAGAACUCCGAAAGGAGCUGAUACAGCAUAUCAAACCACAACAACUCAAUGGUAACGAGAUCAGUGCUGUUAUAGAAGGUCUAGCUGCUACUACUUCAACGGAGGGUUUGCCUCUACCAAAUGCUGAUAUCAUCACUAGUGUGUUGGACCGUCUCAGCGAAAUAAGGCUAACUCUGUCGCCAAGUCAGCUAGUGAGGUGCUCUAUAGCCCUGCAUAAGUUGCCCAAGACCAGUGGGGUGGUGGAGGUAACUGCCUCCCUCCUACAGUUGUGCGAGGAGAGGCUGUAUGCCUUCAAGCCUCAACAGUAUGUAGCCUUACUACCAACUGCUACUCUCAAUGGUACUAUGAUGGACCGCAGCUCUAAAGCGGUCUUCACUAAGGCGAGAGAUAAUGCUCCCAGUCUGUCAGUACAAGACCUGUUGAAGCUGCUAGCUGUAUGCCCAGACGAUAGUGCACUACUAAGGGCGAUCGAUGAUAAGGUCACUGACGACUACCGUUUUCCACGUCCUACUGGAGCGGUGGUGGCUACUACUUAUCUCAAACUGCUUGGCCGUGAGAGAGGCCAUCUUGUGCGUAAACAAGUGCCGAAUUUAGUGAGGAUGAGUCGGAGCACUGAGGAGCUCCAUGAGUUGUUAUAUGCGGUGGGUGAGCUGAGUAGCAGUGACACCAUGGACCACCUACAUACUAAGUAUGGAGUGCAGGCCCUCGAGACUGCAGUGGAGAGGAUUGGUCUUGAGGAGGACCCAGUCGCACUGCUAGAGGCUCUCAGCUAUGUACACAUGGAUCCUAACAGUACUAUAUCUGCUAUUAUCACCAAUAUAGAAGCCAACUGGUCGGAUAUAGGCUUAGUGGAUAGAGAGAGAGCAUUGGCGGCUAUGGCAGAGUUGGGUGUGGACUCCUCCAAUAUACCCCAGCACCUAGCAUCAGCCUCCACCUUACAUGGCAUGUGGUCUCGUCUAGUGCGAGAUGCUCAUACUCCUGCCUCUAUAGUGGCAGUAGUGUUGGAUAAGUUCAAGGCUGAUGUAGGGUGCCCUGUGGAUGGCCAACGUUUACAGCAACUGUAUCUUCAUGUUGGCAUGCAUUGUUCUAGUGAUGCUACUAUAUCAACAGGCACUAAGUACAGUCGUUGGAUAUCUGAUGCAUUGUCCUAUCUAGGGAUACCUCAUCAACCGGAUUCGCCUCAGCUGGGCGGCUCUUAUGUCAUACUUGCUAAACUACCGACACAUGGUAUUGGAAUAGUUAUGGAUGAGUCUACUUAUCCUGGGGAUAACGAACGACAGAGCAGUGAUUCCACCCGACUCGCCACUGCAUGCUGA